AUGCCCGGCACUACCUCUCAUACUCUUUCGCCUGUGACAAACGGCAACAGCGUGGCGCCCCAAAGCGCAGUCACCCACCUUUCCGCUUUGUCUGACGACAUUCAAACAAAAACCGCGCUUCUCACCAAUAGCCUCAACGAGAAACACCUUGAUGCACCAUCUUUCAAGCUUGGUGGAUCAACAAGCUUUGCUCUAGAUGAGCUGGAUCUCCAGGACAAGGCUACCAGAAAUGAACUCAUAGCCCUUACCAAGGAGCUUCACGACUUGCUUGUUGGCCCUAAGGAUGCCCUCAAGAACUUGGCGUGGAAUUCGGUUAGCUACAUUCCCCUCGAAGCCAUUUGCGAGUUCCGCAUCGCCGAGGCCGUGCCUCCCUCGGGAUGCAUCUCAUACGUCGACCUCGCCGUCAAAAUACAACAGCUCACGGACAUCAAAGUCACUGUUUCUGAUUUGAAGUGCAUAUUACGCCUCGCCAUGGCAAAUGACCUGUUUUCCGAGCCCAUCCCAGACCACGUCGCACACAGCCGAACAUCCCUGCUCCUGUUGGAGGACCCGAGUGUGGCAAGUUGGGUCGCCAUGUUCACCACCGAUCUUCUUCGGCCCAUUGUCAACACCGUUGAGGCCAUGAAAAAGUGGCCAGGCUCGCAAGAGCCCAACGAGACUGGCGUCAACAUAGCUUACCGAAAUGACAUCCCCUUCUUCGAGUUCAUGCAGUCGGACCACGCGAGAAUGAAGCGUUACGGCCUCGCUAUGAAGGCACAAGGUGAUCGUGAUGGAUAUGAUCUGUCACAUACCACGAACGGAUACCCCUGGUCCGAACUAGGGGCCGCAAGAGUCGUCGAUAUUGGUGGAAGCCAAGGUCACGUUGCUUUUGCGCUCGCGGAAGCCUUCCCGCAGCUGUCCUUUAUCGUGCAGGACAAGGCGGAGACGCGAACCGAGCAGACGAUCGGGCAGGUUCCGCAGCAUCUGGCCGCUCGUGUCGAGCUGAUGGCGCACGACUGCUUCAAUCCGCAGCCCGUGGAGGCUGACGUCUACUUUUUCCGCCACGUAUUCCACGCCUUCUCCGACAAGUAUGCCGUCACAGCGCUCAAGGCGCUCGUACCGGUGAUGAAGCCCGGGGCGCGGGUGGUCAUUAACGACUAUGUCCUGCCCCCACCGGGGACCCUAUCGAAGAGCGACGAGAAGAGCGUCCGUACCAUGGACCUGCUGAUGAGGGCCGUAUGCAACGCGCGGGAGCGGGAGGCGGGUGAUUGGGCGUCGCUCUUUGCGCAGGCUGAUCUCCGGUUCCGAUGGAAGGGUGCUACCAAAACAGCGGGAAAACUGUCGUUUAUUGAAGCAGUGUGGGACGACAAGGAAGUGGAGGAGCAUACGGGUGAGCCGGAUGCGCGGCACCGCGGGCCAUCUAAUGGAUCAUCUAAUGGGUCGUGA
Molecule: messenger RNA, 1425 nt
Organism: Cordyceps fumosorosea ARSEF 2679
Lineage: Eukaryota; Fungi; Ascomycota; Sordariomycetes; Hypocreales; Cordycipitaceae
Product: O-methyltransferase, family 2
Exons: 4
Coding region: 1-1425 (474 amino acids)
Molecular function (GO): O-methyltransferase activity
Source: RefSeq, a predicted model, not a curated record